This is a messenger RNA of Corticium candelabrum, 1964 nucleotides long. RefSeq names its product synaptotagmin-6-like. Gene Ontology annotation, cellular component: exocytic vesicle; plasma membrane. Gene Ontology annotation, molecular function: SNARE binding; calcium-dependent phospholipid binding; clathrin binding. NCBI's taxonomy places the organism in Eukaryota, Metazoa, Porifera, Homoscleromorpha, Homosclerophorida, Plakinidae. Bases 1040 to 1786 code for a protein of 248 amino acids. The record is from RefSeq and is a predicted model, not a curated record. Gene Ontology annotation, biological process: calcium-ion regulated exocytosis; cellular response to calcium ion; regulation of calcium ion-dependent exocytosis. The transcript has 3 exons.
GUGAUUGCAGUUGCUACCUCAGCUGCUGGAGUUCAGUUGCGUUGAGCAAACGUGUGAAGAGCACGUGUAGUUGCAUGUAGCUAGAUUUAGCCUAUCUGCGUUGACAUUCUGUCAGAGUACUUCUGGGUGUCCACUUGAUUUCGUGCCCGUUGGUGUGGUUUGAGUCUUUUCUUCUAAACGUUAUGCCGGUGGUGAGGCUACGUCAUUUUGUAAGCAGCUAUGGUCAACAGACUAGAAAACCUUCUCUUCACGCAAGUCCAGUGGUAGGUGAGUUUCACAUGUUGGCGUCUGAUCUCGUAGAUAGAACAGGAUCUACGAGAUCAGAACGAUUAGAUACGGCAAGACUUCUAGGUCAUCCCGCUUCUCAACUAGUCCUAUAAGUUAAGAACUCUACAAUUUCAAUGAUUUCUUGGGGUAAAAUUUGGCAAACUAACAGAAUGGAAGGUAGACUUGACUGUAUACAAUUUGGAGCUUCUGGACUGAAAGAGUACAGCUCAUCUCGUUUAUGUGAUCCUGUUGUGCUCGUCUAGUAACUGCAGAUUCAGGCUUUGGGCCUGGAUUUGGGUUUGGCGCAGGUGCUGUGCUGGGAGUUUGUGUCAUCGGCGUCUUGUUCUUCUACAUUGCACGGCGCUGGCGCAAGUAUCGACGUAUCGGCCAUCGUCUCCGGUCUCGACCGGCUGGUGCUCCAGGGAUCUCACUUCCUAAAGUUCGAGCUUCACUGACAACCACAUCUCUUACGGCUCCUCUAGGCAGUAGAAUAGACAGCUCUACAAACCUAUUGGCUGACACAAAGACGGAACUGAAACAAAGUCUCUCUCUUCCCGUUGAAGUCUGUCGCAAGAGACGAAACUCUACUCAAAGCUCAGAAGAUGUAUUCAGCAACAAAAGUCCCGAUAUUAUCGAUAAUGCCUUUCCUACCUUGGACGCAAUUGCCGAGGCACCUGCAUUAGGAACUCUUCAGUAUUCAGUCAGGUUUAGCUCUCAGGUUAGCGAACUAGAAGUGCACAUCAUCUCUGCUAGUCAUCUCACUUCUAGCGGUAUGACGGGACACUGUAACCCGUACGUUAUCGUUUCUCUUUCUCCGAGCAAGUCUCCGUCUCAAGAGAGUGCCGUGCUUGUCGACACGACCAAUCCACAGUUCGAUGAGACGUUUUCGUUUCCUAUUAAAAACGCGACCGAGUUGAGCUCUAAGUGUCUUCACAUUCGCGUUGCCAGCUAUGACCAGUUUUCCACGUGUCGCGUAUUGGGAGAAGUCGAACAUCUGUUGGGCAGCGGCGACACCGAUUCUUCUUAUUGCUAUCAACGAUACUUGGAGGCACCUGGAGCAAAGCAACACAAAUACAAGAUUCACAGAGGAGAUAUGCUACUUUCUCUCGGCUAUCAAAGUCGCUCCAAUAGAAUUACAGUUGUUAUUCUGAAAGCAAGAAACUUGAAGGCGGUCACUCUUACCGGCAGUUGUGAUCCCUACGUGAAAGUUUAUCUAAUGGUCGAUGAGAAGAGGUCUGCAAAGAAGAAAACAUCAGUGAAGAAAAAUACGAUAUGUCCCAUCUACAACGAGUCAUUUUUCUUUGAUCUGAGUCCUCGCGACAUCACGAGUCACGACGUUUGUCUUCUUUUUCUGGUCAUGGAUCACAAUCCUGUGCGACAAAACAACGUUAUUGGAAAAGUCGAAGUGGGUCUCGACUGUCUCGAACGUGGAAGAGAUCACUGGAAAGCAAUUACUAAUCAGCCGGGCAAACAGGUUGCAAAAUGGCACACACUCGUUUCGCACGUCAGCAAAAAGUAACUGACUACAGGUGUCCUAUAUAUCGACAGUUCUUCGCUCAUUCCUGUAUACAGGCAGUACUUUGCAAGAAUUGCAGUCUAGCUCUUCGCGUACAAGAACAAAGAAGCAUGUGAUAGUGAUAUAUAGAUACAAAUAUGUCUGUCUGUCUAGUUAAUUAAUUAAAUACUUGCAAAUGCUC